Messenger RNA from Helianthus annuus (common sunflower), 1227 nucleotides. RefSeq lists its product as uncharacterized. The record is from RefSeq and is a predicted model, not a curated record. The transcript has 3 exons. Lineage: Eukaryota; Viridiplantae; Streptophyta; Magnoliopsida; Asterales; Asteraceae. The coding region runs from base 167 to 1081 and encodes 304 amino acids.
GUAAUCAAAGAAACCAAAAUGAGAUCCAUAUCAUUUAACCUAAUUAUCACUUUUUAUAUAUACCCUCAUAAAUCAAAUCACACCAAUUUGUGCAUCAAACAAUUUACUAUUUUUCAGAUCGUAUGCGACACCGUCAAAACAUUAAAAAUUCUCAAAGGUUUGCAGAAUGAAUCAACAGAACAUAUCAAAGACACCAGAUCUCCUAGUGAAGCGUAAGCGCGGUCGUCCACGCAAGGAUGAGAGCAUAGCGAGAAACGUAAAACAACAUACUCAACCACCUCUAGCUAUGGCGGCACCACAACCGCCACCACAAGUAGCCACUAUCUUUCCCGCUAGCAACAAUGCGAGUAAGGUUGACCCUAACAUGGUAGGACAAGUUGUUACAUGUGUGAUUGAUGGUAUCUUUGACAACGGGUACCUCCUAUCCGCCUGCGUGGGUCCCAAUAACACGGUCCUUCGUGGCAUUGUGUUCCAACAAGGUCACGUUGCUCCCGUUACGCCUGCGAAUGACGUGGCGCCACACGUUGAAAUGUGCACAAGAGGUGAAUUUCCAAUCCCGCCCUCGAAUCCAGGAACCUCGAUACAAAUUUCUACUCCUGAAUUACCAAAACAGCCUGCACAGCCCGUGGCAAUGCAAAAUUACCAAAAUACCCCUGUUAUGGUGACAGGAGGAAGUAGCAGUUCACUACAACAGGAAAGUUUAACGAUGAUCCAGCAAAACAAUCUAAUGGAUGUUUUUGAGAUGUCUAAAACGGUUGAAGGGUCGCAAGCUUGUGAUCAAAGGGCUAGGAACGAGCAUGUGGUAUCUGAUCCAACGGCUGAGAAUUUCCCUGAAAGAGAGACUGUUGUCCCCAAGGCUACUGAGCUCGAACCAGUGGUCAACGAGCAGCCCGAAGGUGAAAAGCCCGAGGUUAUAACUCCUGUAGAAACCGUUGUGGAGAAUCAACCAUCAAUGGCAAAUGACGGGCUGCAGCAAGAAAGUCAAGCGCAAACAGGCGAAAUGAGCGGCAUUGAUGCAAAUCAAGUGCAGAAUCGAGAAAUAGGUGUGGAUCUUUCUCUGAGCAACUUUCCUGAAAUCUGAAUCGAGUGAGCAGCAUCAAGAACAGUCUUUUUUUUAUCUUUGUUUUGACCAAAUUUUGUUAAUUGCUUUCGACGUUCUUACAAUCGAGUUUAUGCGCAUGAAUAUUGUUAAUGUCAGUUUUUAAUGAGUUUUUUUGGUAUGUGCUC